Molecule: messenger RNA, 1368 nt
Organism: Triticum turgidum subsp. durum (durum wheat)
Lineage: Eukaryota; Viridiplantae; Streptophyta; Magnoliopsida; Poales; Poaceae
Source: the annotation of a GenBank genome assembly
AUGGCCGCCACGUCCCUGGCUUUCGUGGCGCGCCGCGGCGAGCCGGAGCUGGUCGCGCCGGCCGGGCCGACGCCGCAUGAGCUCAAGCGGCUCUCGGACCUCGACGACCAGGAGAGCCUGCGGUUCUACCGCUCCGUCAUCUACUUCUACCGGGGCCACCCAUCGCGGGCGCGCGCCGACCCGGCCAGGGUCAUACGUCAGGGCCUGGCCGCGGCGCUCGUGCACUACUACCCCAUCGCCGGGCGGCUCCGCGAGCUGCCCGGUAGGAUGCUCGCGGUGGACUGCACCGGCGAGGGGGUGUCGUUCGUCGAGGCUGACGCGGACGUCGCGUUGGACGAGUUCGGCGACACGCUGUGCCCGCCGGUCCCUUGCGCCGGCCAGCUCCUGUGCUUGCCGGAGAGCAACUCCGCCGUCGUUGUCGAUCGUCCACUGCUCUACGUUCAAGUGACGAGGUUGAGGUGCGGAGGCUUCGUGUUCGGCAUCCAGGUGUGCCAUAACCUGGUGGACGCGCCGGGCGUCACGCAGUUCCUGCAGGCCGUCGGUGAGCUGGCGAGCGGCAUGGAGGCGCCAAGCGUGCGGCCGGUGUGGGCAAGGGAGCUGCUCGACGCGCGCGACCCACCGUGCCCCAACUACCAACACCCCGAGUACGAGCUCGCGGCCGACGCGGCCAACGACAGGCUCCGUCCGGGCGGCGAGCUCGUGCACCGGGCAUUCCUCUUCGGCCCCGAGGAGUUGUCCUCGCUGAGGGACCAGCUACCGCCGCGGAUGAGGUCGCGGUGCUCCCGGUUCCUGCUCCUGUCGGCGUUCGCGUGGCGCUGCCGGACCGCGGCGCUCGGGUACGAGCCCGGCGACGAGGUGCGGUUCAUGUUCGUGGUGAACGCCCGCGGGAAGCGCGGCUGCCCGCUCCCCGAGGGGUUCUACGGGAACGCGCUCACCUUCGGCGUGGCGCGGACGACGGCCGGCGAGCUCUGCUCGGGACCGCUGGGCCGCGCCGUGGAGCUGAUCGUGGCCGCCAAGGCGCGGGUCGCCGCCGCCGACUACGCGCAGUCGGUGGCCGACGCGCUGGUGCUGCGCGGGCGGCCGCGGUUCACGACGGCGUGGACGUAUCUUGUGACGGAUCUGACUAAGUCGAACCUGCACGAGGUGGACCUCGGGUGGGGCCUUCCGGUGUACGGCGGGCCGGCCACGACGACGCUGGCCACGUUCCACAUUCCUGCGGCGGCCGGAGGAAUUGGGCCGCGCGCUAAAAUCCGGGUUUUCUGGACGCGGGACAGCUCCAGCAGAAUCUGUAGAACAGUGCGCGCGCAAAAAUGGGUUGGGUGCGCGCUGAAAAACACCACUCCCUCCUUUCAUCUAUAUAGGGCCUAA